Molecule: messenger RNA, 738 nt
Organism: Penicillium crustosum
Lineage: Eukaryota; Fungi; Ascomycota; Eurotiomycetes; Eurotiales; Aspergillaceae
Product: kinase-like domain-containing protein
Exons: 2
Coding region: 1-738 (245 amino acids)
Biological process (GO): intracellular signal transduction; protein phosphorylation; intracellular monoatomic cation homeostasis
Molecular function (GO): ATP binding; protein serine/threonine kinase activity
Source: RefSeq, a predicted model, not a curated record
AUGCCGUACUACGCUGGCGGCACCUUACACUCUUUUAUUUCACAAGAGAGGAAACCGUGCGAAAAACCGAUCAUCGAGGAGUUGGACUGUUUAACUAUACAAAUCAUACGGGCAGUGGCCUUUCUACAUGAAAAUGACAUUGCCCAUGGCGACCUGAGGCCAGAACAUAUACUCCUCACGGCCCAUGGCGCAGUGAAAGUGGGUGGCUUUGGUGAAGACGAAGAUGCAGUUCGAGGACUAGCCGAGCUAUUACAUAGCGGUAAUCUCCCAUCAUCCUUUUCGGUACCAAACCCUGACUCAACCCUAGAGCCUGAAGAUAAGCCAAACCUGUGCAUUCGGAGAAGGAUCUCGGAGUCCAGUAUUCCUUAUCUUCCCCCGGAGAGAUUUUCUGAUCGCCAUGGCUCUCAUCCUCAGAGCUAUACCCAUGAAGAUGUCUCUGAUCUCAAACCGGGAGAUAUAUGGGCAUGCGGCAUAAUCUGCAUGCUACUUCGAUCUCGCCGGUUCCUCUGGCACAGCGCGCAGAUAGUUAAUCCUGACAAAUCCUUUGCCAAUUACCUCCACUAUCGUCUAGAGGAAGGCGGGUAUGGUCCCAUACAGGUUCUUGAAAAUCAUUACCGAAAUGUGAUUUACGCAAUGUUACAUCCCGACUUGUGGCCGAGGAUUACUGCAGAGGAGGUCUUAAGAUCUGAAUGGGCCCUCGGAGUUGCAGUUUGUGAGAUUGGGGAAAUGGGGUCUUGA